This is a messenger RNA of Eremomyces bilateralis CBS 781.70, 405 nucleotides long. RefSeq lists its product as uncharacterized. Bases 94 to 306 code for a protein of 70 amino acids. The transcript is spliced from 2 exons. The record is from RefSeq and is a predicted model, not a curated record. NCBI's taxonomy places the organism in Eukaryota, Fungi, Ascomycota, Dothideomycetes, Eremomycetales, Eremomycetaceae.
GCUGGCGAGAUUAACUUGUCAGACUCUUUAUAAGAGCUAUGUGCGGGAAGAAGUGGCAGGCGACCUAGUAGUACGCAUAGAUAUAUAGGAUAGAUGGUAGAGGCGAGACAAACCAGAUGCAUUGACUACUACGGCGUCACGUUCGAUCACCCCGUACCCGAGGACGAUUCCGAUCUGGAAGUGCUAAUGAUCAUCAUUGAAACGGUGGGCGAUGGAAGAGAAUACGCGAACAAGUAUCUGCCAUUUAUUGCUGAUCCAGAGAAAUACGCGGGGAAGAUGGUGCUGGUGGUGCCACGAUGCUGUUAGAAGAGGAAGGGGACGACCAGUCGUGGGAGAGUGAAUGAUGCAGUACUUGACAGAAGAUCGCGUCUUGAGAUUCCGUAAGAUUGACUCCGGCGAUAAUAU